AAUCUUCUGCUCCUCCUUCUACUUCUUACCAAACCAACCUCAACAAUUUGUUCACUUCCCUCUCAUCUGAUUCUGCUACCAGCAAUGGUUUUGGGAAUAGAACUUCUGGUGUUAAUCAAGACAUGGUUUAUGGACUCUACCUUUGCCGUGGUGAUGUGAACACCAGCCUUUGCAAUGCUUGUGUCCAAAACUCUAGUAUCUUGCUCAUGCAGCACUGCCCCAACAAUGCNUCUGCUAUUCUCUGGNNCNNCUNUUGUNNUCUGAGGUACUCAAACGAGAAUUUCUUUGGCAAUCUCACCCUUAGGCCAAGGAUUCCCAUGUUUGAUGCCACGCAGAAUUCUACUAGUGCUGGAGAGUUUGACAGUGAUGCUCAGGUUUUGAUGAAUGGUUUGAUACAAAUAGGGUCAGAGGCACCCUUGAAGUUUGGAACACAUAUGUUCAACAUAAAUGGCACUCAGAGAAGGUAUGGUUGGGUGCAGUGCAGCAGAGACAUUACAGCUGAGGAAUGCAGAACAUGUUUGAGCAAUAUGCUUGAGGAUGUUGACAAUUGCUGUCAGGAGAAGAAGGUGUGGCGUAUCUUUUCUCCAAGUUGUAUGGUUAUGUAUGAAACUCAGCCUUUCUUUUUGAAUGGUACUGAUUCUGCACCACCACCUCAGCAAGAUAAUGCAGCCACAGAUGGGAAUAACAGAAGGUGGUGGCUUAUAGUAAUCAUUGUCGUAGCUGGAAUUGUAGUACUAGCUCUAUUGGCUAUCAGCAUAUACUACUGCUGCUUGAAAAGGAAAAAAGACAAACAAANUANACAAGAGGAGGGACUAAAUUCAAUAUUUUCACAAGAACAAACAGAAAAGGAGGAGAGUAUGAACACUGACCUUCCUAUGAUACCUCUGAGUACUAUUCUAAAAUGUACAAACAAUUUUUCUGAUGAACAAAAACUGGGGAAAGGUGGAUUUGGACCUGUCUAUAAGGGUAUAUUACCAGAUGGAAGACAAAUUGCUGUUAAAAGGCUUUCGAAAACAUCAGUUCAAGGUGGGGAGGAAUUCAAGAAUGAAGUAAUAUUGAUUGCCAAAUUGCAGCAUCGCAAUCUUGUGAGACUGUUGGCUGGCUGCAUUGAGCAAAAUGAAAAGCUGCUAGUCUAUGAAUUCAUGCCAAAUUCAAGCCUUGAUUUCCACCUAUUUGAUACCGAGAAGGGUGUCCAUCUGGAUUGGAAAAAUCGAUUAAACAUUAUAAAUGGGAUUGCUAAAGGGCUUCUAUAUCUACAUGAAGACUCAAGAUUAAGGGUUAUUCACAGAGACCUGAAAGCUAGCAACAUUUUGCUAGAUCAAGAAAUGAAUCCUAAAAUCUCAGACUUUGGAUUGGCAAGAACAUUUGGAGGAGACCAGAGGCAGGCCAACACAAUUAGAGUUGUUGGAACAUAUGGAUACAUGGCUCCAGAGUAUGCUAUGGAAGGUUUGUUUUCAGUGAAGUCAGAUGUUUUCAGCUUUGGUGUUCUUUUGCUAGAGAUCAUCAGUGGAAAAAUGAGCUGUAAAUUCUAUCAGUCAGACAGAGGCCAAAGCCUUCUCGUAUAUGCAUGGAACCUCUGGUGUGAAAGCAAAGGGUUGGAAUUGAUGGAUCCAUCAAUAGAAAAAUCAAGUGUACACAGUGAAUUUGUGAAGUGUAUGCACAUUGGACUGUUGUGUGUGCAAGAAGAUGCAGCAGAUAGACCAACAAUGUCAAGUGUUGUUCAUAUGCUUGCAAGUGACACAAUGAGUCUUCCCAGCCCCACACGCCCUGCAUUUUCUGUUGGAAGAGCAGCCAUUGAAAGAGAAUCUUCAUCAAACACUUCUAUGCAUUACUCUCUCAAUCAAAUAACAGUCUCUGAAGUGAUACCAAGGUGAUGAAUCAUAAUAGAUAGGUUGCAAGAAAUGUGUAUAAUCAAGUUUUUGGAACACAAAGAAAAGUAAUGUA
Messenger RNA from Vigna radiata var. radiata (mung bean), 1944 nucleotides. Its product is annotated as cysteine-rich receptor-like protein kinase 10. The record is from RefSeq and is a predicted model, not a curated record. Lineage: Eukaryota; Viridiplantae; Streptophyta; Magnoliopsida; Fabales; Fabaceae. Gene Ontology annotation, molecular function: protein serine/threonine kinase activity; ATP binding. Gene Ontology annotation, biological process: protein phosphorylation.